AUGGUGUCUCAAAACGACCUUGUGGAGCGUGUGCUACGCAUGCAGCUGACAAGCCCGGACUUUGCAGAGUACUGUGUGGCACACGUGACGGACCCCAAACACCGGUUUCUCUUCACGCGGGAUGAUGAUAGCGCGGAGCGGCGCCUGUACGUUCAACUGUUGAGGCAGCGAGGCGGCCAGGCGACGGCGGCCGAAGCAACAGCCACCGGAGCCCCGGCCCCCGCGUCAGGAGCGUCGUACACGGCGGUGCAUGGCCGUGUCUCGGCGCUGUGGAUGUCGCUGCUUGAUUACUUUUCCUCGACGAGUGGGGUGCAUGGGCCGCACAUGCCGCACAUGUUCCGCACAGAGACGGACCUUGCCGCCUUUCUGGACAUGCUGGACGGCGCCCAACGCGAUAGUGCCGCAAUCGAGGGUGCCGUGCAGUUCAUGCUACGUCGCCUCCCCAUGACGGAGUCCUUCCUGUACGUCCUGUGCUACCUCUGCGACGAGCGUGUGCACGAGGCACGGGAGAAGAAGCGCCAUUGCGACGAUAUCCGUGUUGCAAACGCGGUAGAUGGCGCCGCAGGGGACAUGGCGUUGCAAGCGGCAGGGACACUGCUGUUUAUCGCCAACAUGCUACUGCUGAGGCACGAGAGACUGGAGUGGCCGGUGCGGUACAUAUCUGUCUUUGAGGUCUACAUGCAGCGGAUGGUGGAGGCGCUGGCAGGGGCGGCGCCGCAGAACUCACCUGUCGCCUCAUUUCUGCGCGAGACGGUGACGGUGUGGUCAGAUGGCGGCAUCUUUGCCGAGAAGACGCUGCUGCACAUGAAGCGAGCUCUCGGGUCCGCGUCGGGAUGA
This is a messenger RNA of Trypanosoma rangeli, 837 nucleotides long. RefSeq lists its product as uncharacterized. The coding region runs from base 1 to 837 and encodes 278 amino acids. The transcript has a single exon. Lineage: Eukaryota; Euglenozoa; Kinetoplastea; Trypanosomatida; Trypanosomatidae. The record is from RefSeq and is a predicted model, not a curated record.